UUUCCUUCCCUGAACCGUGGCUCUGAGGCCAUGGGCAGUCAAGAGGUGCUGGGCCAGGCGGCUCGGCUGGCCUCAUCGGGUCUCCUGCUGCAGGUAUUGUUUCGAUUAAUCACCUUUGUCUUGAAUGCAUUUAUUCUUCGCUUCCUGUCAAAGGAGAUUGUGGGCAUAGUGAAUGUCAGGCUAACACUGCUUUACUCGACUACCAUCUUCCUGGCCAGGGAGGCCUUCCGAAGAGCUUGUCUGAGUGGGGGUGCCCAGCGGGACUGGAGUCAGACCCUCAACCUCCUGUGGCUCACUGUCCCCCUGGGUGUGUUCUGGUCCUUACUCUUGGGCUGGGUCUGGCUGCAGUUGCUUGAAGUGCCUGAUCCAAAUGUGGUCCCUCACUAUGGAACUGGAGUGGUGCUGUUUGGCCUCUCGGCAGUUGUGGAGCUUCUGGGAGAGCCUUUCUCGUUCUUGGCACAAGCACAUAUGUUUGUUAAGCUCAAGGUUCUUGCUGAGAGCAUGUCGGUCAUCCUCAAGAGUGUCCUGACAGCUCUUCUUGUACUGUGGUUGCCUCACUGGGGUCUAUACAUUUUUUCUUUGGCUCAGCUUUUCUAUACUGCUGUUCUGGUGCUCUGCUAUGUGAUUUAUUUAAUAAAGUUACUGCAUUCCCCAGAGUCAACCAAACAACUGACUCUUCCUGUCUCCAAAAUAGCACAACUGCUACCCAGUAUUUCAAGAAGCAGAGCAUUUGUCAAUUGGAAAGAGGCUAAAUUGACUUGGAGUUUUUUCAAACAGUCUUUCUUGAAACAGAUUUUGACAGAAGGCGAGCGGUAUGUGAUGACAUUUUUGAAUGUAUUGAACUUUGGCGAUCAGGGUGUAUAUGACAUAGUGAAUAAUCUUGGGUCCCUUGUGGCCAGGCUAAUUUUCCAGCCAAUAGAGGAGAGUUUUUAUAUUUUCUUUGCUAAGGUGCUAGAGAGGGAAAAGGAUGCCACACUUCAGAAGCAGGAGGAUGUUGCCAUGGCUGCUGCGGUUUUGGAGUCCCUCCUCAAGCUGGCCUUGCUGACUGGCCUGACCAUCACUAUUUUUGGCUUUGCCUAUUCUCAGCUGGCUCUGGACAUCUAUGGAGGAGCCAUGCUUAGUUCAGGAUCCGGUCCCUUGUUGAUGCGUGCCUAUUGUCUCUAUGUCCUCCUGCUUGCUAUCAACGGGGUGACUGAGUGUUUCACAUUUGCUGCCAUGAGUAAAGAGGAGGUUGACAGGUACAAUUUUACUAUGCUGGCACUGUCUUCCUCAUUUUUGGUCUUAUCCUACCUCCUGACCAGCUGGUGUGGCAGUGUAGGCUUCAUCUUGGCCAACUGCUUUAACAUGGGCAUUCGGAUCACACAAAGCCUUUACUUCAUCCAUCACUACUUCCAAGUGAGCCCCCACAGGCCCCUGGCUGGCCUGCGUCUGUCCCCAGUUCUUCUCGGGGUGUUUGCCCUCAGUGGUGGGAUUACUAGUGUCUCGGAGGCAUUGCUGUGCUGUGAGAAGGGAUGGCUGGCUAGGCUGGCACACAUUGCUGUGGGGACCAUCUGCUUAGGAGUGACCCUUGGGACAGUGUUCCUCACAGAGACCAAGCUGAUCCACUUUCUCAGGACGCAGUUGGGUGGAUCCAGACUCAGUGACAAAAUGAGAUGACUUUGAUGAUACUUUGACAUUUUGUACUGGACCAGCAUGGCGUGGUUCUUGGACAUGUGUUGCUGUGCAAAGCCCUGCUGUGGAGUGGCGAGGUCAGAGAAGAGGCGUCAUCCAGUCCAAGGCCUCCAGCCACGAGGCGAGGGAAGACCGAAAGUCCUUUCUGUUAAUGAAUGGAUUCCCUUUUAGUGUGAUUGACCUUUGAAGUUAUAUUUUUUAACAAACUCUGUCUUAGAUAUUAAUAGUUAACAUCAUUUGGCCAAGGAAAAGCAAUGUUGACAUUCCCCUGCCACAAGAAUAGUUAUUCUCUUCUAUGAAAGAAGUAAGGAGCCCCUGAGGUUACAUACCAAACAAGAACAAAGUAUGGCCGAAGAAUUGUGGCUUUCAGCCAGGUUGUGGGGGCUUAUGCCUUUGAUGCCUUUAGACACUUGGGAGUCUAAGGCAGGCAGAUCUCCAAGUUCUAGGCUGGCCUGGUCUACAGAGUGAGUUUCAGGACAGCCAGGGCUACAUAGAGAAACCCUGUCUUAAAAAACAACCCAAAAAGAAAAGGAAGAAAAAUCAUGACUUUCCCUGUUGUCAGUGCUGUGGUUUUAGUUAUUUAGUUAUUAGAGAAGAAAAAUGCUACUCACUGAGAAAUAUUUCUGGACUAAUGUUUGCAGUCCUAGGGAUUGAACUCAGGGUUUCAUGAAUGUUAAGCAAGCACUCUAACACUGAGCUAUACCCGUAUCCCAGGAGAUACAGAUCACAUUCCCCAAAAGGCAUGCUGUAUCCCUCAGAGCAGCUCAUCCCAGAAGAGGUGUUCAGGAUUUCUUUACUGUCGAGUGUCUGAAACUGCCUGAUGGCUUUAGAUCUAGCCUCUUAAAAGAGGGAUCUCUGAAAGGAAGUAUGGCUACUUCGUCCCUUAAGGGGCUGCUGCUUUCCAUCUUUCUUUAGUUUUGCCGUGGAAGUCACACAGGUAAUAUCCACAAUCACAUAGCUAUCACUUUUUAUCCUUAGACUAUAAAAGGACAUGUUGCAUAUGGCAAGAAUCAGAGUCAACCCCUCUUAACUACCCCAUUAUUUCCAGUGCUGGUCAGUACAACUCUAUUCCAUCCCAGAGCAAGAGUGGCAGGCCCAGAGGUGGGGCCUCCAGGCUACCUCAUAAGCCAGGCUUCCUGCACCCUGCAUGAUGCUCUCGCACAGGAGAUCAUCAGCCUUUCUUUGGGUUGUAAAGUAGUUUUCUUUUUCCCUUUUAAUUCCCCUUUCGACAUGGUUGUCCUUUGGUCCUGUAUGCACACUUUAUCUUGACUGUCAAUAGUCAAUAAUCCUCUGCCACAAUGUCCCCAAAUCUUCCAUACUUGCCUCUAGAGAACCAACAAGAACAAUUAGUAGGUGCAUUAAAGAACGUGUACUUGGGCCAGGUGUGAUAGCACACAUCCUCAAUCCCAUCAUUCACACUUAGGAAGCAGAAAUACAUGGAUCUCUAAGUUCAAGACCAGCCUGGUCUACAGAGUGAGUUUAAGGCCAGCCUAGUCUACAUAGUGAUGUUCUGUCAAAAUGAAAAAGAAAGCAAAGACAAAUA
Messenger RNA from Psammomys obesus (fat sand rat), 3214 nucleotides. It is a transcript of the gene Rft1, whose product is annotated as RFT1 homolog. The coding region runs from base 31 to 1656 and encodes 541 amino acids. Lineage: Eukaryota; Metazoa; Chordata; Mammalia; Rodentia; Muridae. The transcript is spliced from 13 exons. Gene Ontology annotation, biological process: dolichol-linked oligosaccharide biosynthetic process; glycolipid translocation. The record is from RefSeq and is a predicted model, not a curated record. Gene Ontology annotation, cellular component: endoplasmic reticulum membrane.